Molecule: messenger RNA, 4591 nt
Organism: Mizuhopecten yessoensis (Yesso scallop)
Lineage: Eukaryota; Metazoa; Mollusca; Bivalvia; Pectinida; Pectinidae
Product: cdc42 homolog
Exons: 5
Coding region: 68-748 (226 amino acids)
Biological process (GO): small GTPase-mediated signal transduction
Molecular function (GO): GTPase activity; GTP binding
Source: RefSeq, a predicted model, not a curated record
GUGUAGUGUUGCUUCCGGAGCGAUUUAUAUACGACUACUAAAAAUAACUUAUUACAUCAGUUCGUGCAUGCGCAGUCAACAAUAUCCGUUGGAGGUUCGAGCCUACUUGAUAAAACACCCCGGAAAUCGAGAACCAGAAAGACCUGAUAUCAAGGGCCCCGGACAAGUCAUCAUGCAGACAAUCAAGUGUGUGGUUGUUGGUGAUGGAGCAGUGGGUAAAACAUGUCUGCUCAUCUCCUACACAACAAACAAGUUCCCCUCCGAAUAUGUUCCAACUGUUUUUGAUAACUAUGCAGUGACAGUAAUGAUUGGUGGGGAACCCUACACCCUGGGUCUCUUUGAUACAGCUGGACAAGAGGAUUACGACAGACUAAGACCCCUGAGUUACCCACAAACAGAUGUGUUUCUAGUGUGCUUUUCUGUAGUUUCUCCUUCAUCAUUUGAAAAUGUGAAAGAAAAGUGGGUUCCCGAAAUAACACAUCAUUGUCAGAAAACUCCAUUCUUAUUGGUUGGAACACAAUUAGAUUUAAGAGAUGAUGCCACAACUAUAGAAAAAUUAGCCAAGAAUAAACAGAAGCCUAUUACAAUUGAACAAGGAGAGAAACUGUCCCGAGAACUAAAAGCUGUGAAAUACGUGGAGUGUUCUGCCUUAACACAGAAAGGACUAAAGAAUGUGUUUGAUGAGGCCAUUCUAGCAGCACUGGAGCCCCCAGAGCCACCCAAGAAGAAGAAGUGUGUGCUGUUAUAAAUAUAAUGUAUGGCAAAGUAAUGAAUUACACUCAAAACUUUGAACUGACAAAAGCAACUGCAAGAGCUGGGAGCGACAGGAAAAGCGGACAGAACAAGCAACAUGUCUAAGCAUAGUUAUAAAACAGUCAAAUUGUUUAACGGCUCAAUCUGUGGCCAAAGACCAGCUGUUCUUCACAUGUGAUACCCCUAUGUUCUUUGCAAUCACUACUGGUAGAACAUUGAAAUUUAAUAAUUAAAGAAAAAAAUGUAAGUUUCUAUUUGAUAUUUGUUUUUGAAAAUACGAAAAAUAUGCGAAAAGAUAUUAAUAUAAACACCAGUGCCCCAGGAUUAAAGUUCUCUAUAUACCAUAAGUCAUUAAAAACAUCAUCACAUAAAACACAGAUUUCACUCAUCUGAACCGUUAGCUCUAUAUGUGUGAACCCUUUGGUUGAAAUCUGUCGCUGCUGUGUUACUAUAUACUAAAAGAAUUUACAUUCUUAUUAAUAGAAUGCCCUAUAUAUAAUUAUAUUCUCAUAAAGAAAAUCCUGUUUGUAAACACAGCAGGCCAUUAAUUAUAAGAUGGGUAAAGAGUUAUGUGGAAAUGUAUUUUUAAACAAGAUAACUAUUAAGGUUUCAUUUAAUAUCAGAAUUUACCUGGUUUUGAUUUUUGUCUGGAAAUCACUAUAUAUCUAUAUAUGCAUGUUGAAUACAGGUAUCGCAUAUUAAAAGUGUAGAAAUGCAUGUGUGUUGAAAAACUGUGCUGAAAAUAUUUAGAAAAAGUAUUCAGUGACCUUUUACCUCUGAACAUUUUCCUUUAGUCUCUGCAAAUGCUGUCUCUUUGUUGUCGUGACAGUACAUGUAUACAAUCUUCCCAUUGUUUGUAUGAUUUUACGUAUAUGAUUCAGAUUUGCCUGCAGAUAAAACAAGUGCUAUUACAUGAGGACAGACACAUUAGUCAGUAUAUCUCCACAUUGUCUAGGAUUUGUCUAGGGGCCUGUUUGUUUAUGCAGAACAACUGGUUUGUCUGCUUUUAAAUGUAACUUCUUCUGGAAUAUGCAGGCCUUGCAAGGCUUUGUCGAGGCUCGCCUGAGAGCAGCAUCAGAUUACUAGGUCCGACCUUAUUUCAUGAAUAACACCCCAUGUCCAAGCUGUUUUACCGUUUGCGGUAAACGAAAGCGGCAUAGUAUUCUUAGGAUCUGAUUAUAGUCUAAAUAUGAAAAAAGUUUUCCCAUUCAAAUUUCUUUGAAAUGUUACUAUUCAAAAUGCAACACUUUACCGUAAUUUAAAUACUGAAUAAUUCCAUUUUUCUUUUUCUUUUUUGAAGUAGUAUGAUAAUUAUUCUUGUGGCGAUUUUUGUGAAUGGAAGGAGCCACACUAUCAAAACAAAAUAAGUGUGUUGCCAAAAUGAUAGGAAAAAGUCUGUCUUUGACCAUAUCAUGUUAUUUGUAAGACUUUCCUGGUCAUGUGGAGACGAGUCUUGUUAAACUGCCAUAUGCUGCAUGUGUGUCGACCAAAGCUUCCUGUAUGUGAUGUGUUGUGAUCGUAUGUUGAAAGAAGUGUGCAAGGAGAAAGUGUGUCCUUAAUAUCAUUAUAUAUUGAGGAUGUAUUACUAUGUUAAAAAUAUAACCCACAUAACAACGUCAAGUUUGCAUUUAACUUUACACUAAAAUAGGAAACAAUUUUGUGCCCACAUACAAAACCAAAAGGUAAAUUGUAUUUCAUCUCUCAAAUUUUCCGUGAGCAUUUAUUUUAAAUGCUUGGUAAAGAUGGGUUUUCCUCAUCCACACCAUCGGCAAUUUUCAUUAAGUCAAAAUCUUUUGAAUUUAAAAUCUGUUGCACCAGAAGUAAGAUGAAGCAUACUUGUUGUGUAUGAAAGGAUUACGAUUGUGUUUUUUUUUACUAGCUUGAAUAUGAUAUUGUCAAAAAGUUUUGAUCAUACUUAAUUGUAUUACCAUUUAUAAGGAAACAAUCACUUCUUUUUCAUAGGAGAAAACAAUAUUUUACAUAUUUUUUAUGAAUACUUUUGACCGUAAACAUAGAGGGAACAUGAAAGUUCAUGUAUCAUAAUUAGAAGAAGAAAAAGAAAAUAUACAUGUAUAUACCUAUCUAUCUUUGUUUGGUGUUUUCUGACAUUUCUCUGCCGCAGUUAUUGUUUUAUUAACAGGCUUUGGGUGCAAUAAUUUAAAAAAAAUAACCCGUUUGAAUUAAUAAUACCAGUAAGUGCUAAACUUAUGUUAAACAAUACUUUCAUUUAGAAAUAACAAAUUGUGCAUAUGAUACAGCUAGAGAAAUUCUGUGUGUUUAUAUUAAUUAUUUUAGUAGUACACUUAUUCAAAAAUAAAUAUCAAGCAUAUAAUUAUGCCAUGUUAUAAAAUUGUUAAGUGAUCUGUAAAAAGUAAGUAUGAGAUAUAUGUAUCACAAAAUAUUGCGAGUUGUUAAAUACAAAAUGGAAUUUUGGACAUGAGUUUUAAAUCUGAAUAUUCUGAAAUAUCAAAGAAUUUGUCAAAAAACACCCCAAUAUAAGUACAUAUGUAGGACUAAAAGCUGUAUAAUUAUAUGCCUUUGUAAAUAUAUCAUUGUAUUUGUACACACUUCAUUUGUAUAGACUUAUAAUAGUAUUCUACUAGAGGUUAAAAUUAGAUUUAUUUUUCUUUCUGAAAACUUUCACCUUCUGUUGAAAUUACCACUCUUUCACUCUUAAUUUCAACAUUUGGAUAAUGUCAUAUACUUUGAAAAGUUAAUUUUGGAUUGUGAAAGACUCUAGAAUUGUUACCUGUAAAUUGUUAUAACAUGAAAGAACAGUGGUUUGGUCUGCACCUGAACAGGACUGAAGUCUACUUGGAACAUACACAGAAUAUUCUUUCUGUUGUUGCUUAAAAGUUUAGGAAAUUUAUUUCUACUGCCCAAUAUACACUGUACUAUUGUGUUAAGUGCUUUCUUUAUAGAUCUGCUACAUUGGACAAAAUCGUUCACCAAAUAAUGAUCCUUGUUUUGGUGUGCAAGAAAUGAGUAAACAAAACGCAGUAAAACUUUUAAAAAAUUGGCUUGGUCCAAUUAUCCAUCACUUAUUUGGUCAUCUUCAUUUUGUUCCCAAAACGGUAUUAUAUACAUACAUAUAUUGUUCACUUAGCUUGGAGUCUAUUGUAUAUAUUUCAUGGUUAGAUAAUAUUAUUAUGUGUAUUUAGAAAGCGACAUAUUGUAUAUACUUUUCUCUGUCAGUUGCUGAAUUGUAACUUUAAUUUAAUGUUACUGCAAUACCGUUUCGUCUUUGUAUACAACAGAUGAUGCAGAAAUAAAGACUUGGAAGAGAGUUCUGACAAACUCUCCCAGGGAAAACAUGCACACAUAGCAUGUAUCUCAAAAUCAAUAUCAGCUUGUUCAUGAUUUGACAACUUGCUUAUUUAUGUUCAAUGGAAAGUUAAUUUUAAUUGUGCCAAACUUGUCCAGUGUUUCUGAAUUUUUCUUUCUCAAUCUUUUGCUUUAAGAAACAGUUCAUGUUUCUGUUAGAUGCACUUGCACCUCUUUUUCUGUUAAAUAUUUCUGCCAAGUCAUUGUUUGGUUCCAAGUUUUUAGUGACGUUUGGGUAAAUAUUUUCCAAUUUGUCUCCAGUAAUCCUUUAUCUUUUACCGUGAUUGACUUUCAAAUGCUUAAGAAAAAUAAGAUUUCUUGGAAGCUGGCGUUUAAAUUAUUUUUCAUGGCAGCCGAAGGAAUCUAAGUACUAGCGUUGUUUUCCUCUCUUUUCCAUUUGAAAGAAAUAAGAAUACACCAAGAACGUGAAGCAUUGUGAACAUUGUACUCCUACAAAAAUGUAUAGAAAAAAGUCUGGUUAUCUGACAAUUAAAAUUGACAUUAUUAAUGGAAA